GCGCGGGGCGGGGCGGGGCCGCACCUGUGCUGCGGGGCUCCGGGGGGAGGAUGCUAGGGGGAACCCGGGCCCCGGAGCAGCUGCGCGCCCCGCCCCGCGGGCUCCUCCCUGCCGCCGCGGCCCCCCGGCUGCUGCCCCGAUGCGCUGCGCCGGGAGCUGGGGCCGAGUCGCCGCCGCAGCUGCAGGGGCGCCCGGGCUGGGUGACGCCGCCGCCGCCCGCGCCCCUCCCAGACCCCGCCGGCCGCAUGGAGCCCCCGGAGGGCGCCGGCCCGGGAGAAAUAGUUAAGGACGUGGAGGCACCACAGGCAGCCCUAGGCACCCUGGCCCAUGGGACAGGGGACAGCUGCCACUCGCCCACAGCUGAGGAGGAGGUGGGCAUCCCAAUACCAGCCCCGGGGCUCCUGCAGGUCACAGAAAGGAGGCAGCCCCUGAGCAGCGUCUCCUCCCUAGAGGUGCACUUUGACCUCCUCGACCUCACCGAGUUGACUGACAUGUCUGACCAGGAGCUGGCCGAGGUCUUUGCUGACUCAGACGACGAAAGCCUGGCUGGGGAGUCGCCAGCAGAGAUUUGGGCAGCUGCUUGCACAGCCAAGGUCACUAGGCUGGGCUCUCCUGGAGGCAGCACUCUGCACUGCCCUCCUCACGCCCCCGGCUCCAGCCCUUCAGCCCCUGGGGAAGGGAGACGUCCUCCUGCAGGCUGCCGCUGCCUUGGUGCCGUCCACAGACUGCUCACAGAGGCCGGUUCUCCGCAGAGGGCCGGGACCCAGCAGCACCACCGUGUCCGCCUCGCCCAGCACCACCUCCUCCAGCAGCACCUGCCCACCUAGAAAUCACAGUUGCCCGUCACAGAGCUGCUCCCAGAACAGCGGGUACUGCCAAGGCAAACCCCAAGCCCAACAUCCCAGGAGGACGGGAGAGCCCGAGGCCAGGACCCGCCUCACUCACCCACUCCAGCUGCUCUCGGCACCGGGUCAGCAGGUCCAGGUCCCACUCACUGGCGUCACAGGUGCCCCACCUGCUUAGCAAUGAGCUGGCCCGUGGCCUCGCCAUACGGCUUCCCUACCAGCAUCUCGCCUCGUCGGGAGAGGUCACAGUAUACCUGUCCCAGCUCUUCGCUCCUCCAAAGCGCACAAUCUGGAAACAAGGAGGUGGGGCUGAGCCUGGAGGGGCUCAGCCAUGCAGAGCCCCCAACGAGGGCGGCUGACCUUUACCUGGGCAGAGGCGCUCUGGGUGACUUUCCUCAAGUCAUCCUGGGCCUCUGGGUGAGCCACCCAAAACACAUCUGCUCAGCCACCCUGCCCCCAGCAUCAUGCACAUGAGGUCAAAGGGCUGCUCCCGUGUGGACAGAUACUGCUCCCUGGGCAAGCACUGGGAACAGCUGAGCCCUCUGUGCCGGGGGAUGAUGGACACCUAGAAGACACAGGCCUGUGGUCCCAGCCUCUACUCCCCAUGCAGAGCUCCUGCCCCUUCCAGGUCCCACCUCUGAAGCAUCCCAGACCAAUUUGCCCUACUAUGACCACUGGCCACAAGGGCAUGGGAGGAGGAGACAGACCCCUGGUCUCCGCCCAGGAUUUGGUGGGUCUGGGUGGAGUCACCCCAAAGAUUAGCAUGGAAACCACCUCCAUCCUAUCAGUCCUAAGGAAGUUCUCGUAGAGCCCACCUUUUGGGUCCAAAGCUUAGAAGUGAGCCGAGUUUAACAUCAGAUCUCUGGGGUGUCAGGAGUCCGCCAUCCAGAUCCCACGGGGAGUCAACACCCUACUCCUUACUGCUGCACGUCCCUGAACAAUCUUUUGAACCCAAUUCUAAACCACUACAUUCCUUGAAAAGUAAAAGGGCGGCCGCUGUGAACAUACUGUGCCCUCAUGACCAGAGGCCACACACAAUCACCUGGAGAAGGUAAACACCCACAAUGACCUCCAGCACAGGGUCCACAGGAUUCAGGAAUCAGCAGAGUGCCAAGUGUCUGCCCUCAGGGGAGGCCACGGUCACCCUCUCACUGGGCCGCACACCUGCGUCUUCUUCUCGAGACCUAAAUAUCGGAUUCCCAGGCCAGUGAGAGGCAGAGGAAAAGGGGACAGCCAGGAUGUGGUGCCAAAUCCCCAGCCUCCACUGAUGGAGUGCUGGGAACUGGCCAGAGCCUCUGCUCAGCCAGUGCAGACUCCCAGGCCCCGCCAGACCCUGUGCGGCCCUCCACUCUGCAGAAACCCCACCUCCCCCAGGGUGCAGACGGUGUCCCACCGCCCACACUCUGCACGUAGCACACAGCUUCAGGAGGCCUGUUCUCAGCCCAUGUGAUUAGCUCUCUUCUCUGGCUUGCUAAGUGACCCAGAAGCAUGGAGACCAAUGCCUCCUACACCCUAGCUUAUAAGCAGUUAUCAGUCCACAGAAAAGGCAUAAACUCCCACUGGGCCCAGCUUCAGGACUGGUCAGCUCAGCAGCAUGGUGGGGCCAAGCCUCCCGAAGCCGUGGAGACGUCCUGGGCUACCAGACACUCCACGCUUGUCUACACACGCUGCACUUCCCUAAGGAACUCAAAACACUGCAGCACCGCCGACCUGUCCGUGGUUCUCAGACCCAUCAGGCUGACCGCAAAGGGCAGCCACUGGCCCCUAGGACAGCGCCCUGACCCUCAUCCCCAGGAAGGCACUCCAAAGCCCUGAACCCACGGACUGCAGCUCCCGGAGCUGCUGAGUGGAAGCCAGGAGGCCAGGCACGUGUUGCUGGGAGGAACCACACACACCUGCACCCACCCACCUUCAGAGAACUGUCUCUGGAAGGAAGACCCUAGGGAACCCCCCCUCCUCCCAUAUGCAGUCAGCAUCCAAACCAGGGCCGGACCCACUGCCCUGGAGCCCUCAUCUCUCUGAGAUUCCAAAUGGAGCUCUAGACACAGCAUGAAAGCUGCUGCCAGAUUCCCAAGUCCCAAAUUCUGGUUUGGAAAACUGUCCGCAGCUCGUGUGUGCUAAAGCAAAGCUGGGGCCCCAGCAUGAGCCAAAGACCAGAGCUCAAAGGCCCCCCAGCUCAAGACCAAAGACCCUCUCGGUGGCCCAGACAGAGCACUGCUCCAGGACACAAGGACCCAGGGGGUUAUCCAUACGUCAUUUUUAUGGCUGAAUAAUAUUCCGUGAUACAUACACACAUUUUGGCUAUCCAUUCUUGUAUCAAUGGACAUUUAGCCGUGAACAUUCAUGUACAAGUCUUCACGUGGCCACGUUUUCAGUUCUCUUGGGUAGACACCGAUGACUAGAACUGCCGGGUCAUACGGCAACUCUGUAUUUUACUUUCUGAAGGACAAACAGAUGUCUACAGCCUGUUUCACAGGCCCACCAGCAACGUAUUAGGGGUCGUGUGUCUGCGUGUCCCUGCCAACCCCUCUAACUUCUACAGCCAUCCUGCUGGGUGUGAAGUCCGAGUUCACUGUGGUUUUGAGUUGCAUUUUCCUAAUAAAUAACACUCAGCGUUUUUUCACAUA
Molecule: messenger RNA, 3472 nt
Organism: Mustela lutreola (European mink)
Lineage: Eukaryota; Metazoa; Chordata; Mammalia; Carnivora; Mustelidae
Gene: DBNDD1
Product: dysbindin domain containing 1
Exons: 4
Coding region: 51-827 (258 amino acids)
Biological process (GO): negative regulation of protein kinase activity
Cellular component (GO): cytoplasm
Source: RefSeq, a predicted model, not a curated record